CAAAAGGGGACAAUCAGAAAUGUGAAAUAUUGCAAUACAAAUUUGCAUGUAGUUGGAAACUAGAUGGAUGGACUUGGAGGAGUGAUAAAGCUGCAAUUAUUGAUCUUUAUGGCCGGCGGAGAGGGAGCUUCUUUGGAGUAUACCCCGACGUGGGUGGUCGCCCUCGUAUGCACAGUCAUCGUUGCCAUCUCCUUGGCUGCUGAAAGACUCCUUCACUACGCUGGCAAGUUCUUGAUCAACAAAAAACAAGGACCCCUUUUUGAUGCCCUCCUGAAGAUUAAGGAAGAGCUGAUGUUGCUGGGAUUUAUAUCCCUGCUGCUCACUGUGUUCCAAGGAAGAAUCAGUACAAUUUGCAUAGCCAAGCACUUGACAGAUGACUGGCUACCUUGUAAGAAGGAAACAGAUAAACACGAUGGUGGUGGAAAACCCAUUGCUCACUUUCAGACUACCCUUUUCCCUUCCCUUCUCCCCCACGUCCGCCACCUUCUUGCAGAAGCAGGACCAUCUGAUUCUGAUGCCCCAGGCCACUGUCAAAAACAGGGUAAAGAGCCAUUAUUGUCUCUCGAUGCGCUGCAUGACCUUCACAUUUUCAUAUUUGUGCUAGCUGUGGUGCACGUCGUUUUCUCUGCUCUAACGAUUCUGUUUGGAAGCCUAAAGAUUCGUCAGUGGAAACAAUGGGAAGAUUCGAUCCAGAAAAAGGAACAUGAUCCUGAAGAUCAAAAAACGACCACAGUUACCCAUGUUCACCAGCAUGACUUUAUCAGGGGAAGGUUUCGGGGCAUUGGAAAAAAUUUAACUUUCUUGAGUUGGGUGCAUUCUUUUCUAAAGCAAUUUUAUGGAUCUGUUGAUGAAUCAGAUUAUACCACUCUCCGACGUGGCUUCAUCAUGAAUCAUUACAGGGACAAUCCAAAGUUCAAUUUUUACAAGUACAUGGUCCGUGCUCUUGAAACUGAUUUCAAGAAAGUUGUUGGAAUAAGUUGGUAUCUAUGGAUUUUCGUGGUAGUUUUCUUGUUGUUGAACGUUCGUGGUUGGCAUGCAUAUUUUUGGAUCGCUUUCGUCCCGUUGAUACUUUUGCUUGCAGUGGGCACUAAAUUGGAGCAUAUUAUCACCCAAUUGGCGGAAGAAGUUGCCCAGAGGCAUGUAGCUGUUCCAGGGGAAUUGGUGGUUAAACCUUCAGAUCACCAUUUCUGGUUCAGCAAACCACGCCUAGUCCUUGUUCUGAUCCACAUAAUUCUGUUCCAGAAUUCUUUUGAGAUUGCAAUUUUCUUCUGGAUGUUGGUUAUGUUCCAAUUUGACUCCUGCAUCAUGGGGCACAGUCGUUAUAUUAUACCCCGGCUCAUAAUAGGGGUGCUGGUGCAGUUCCUUUGCAGUUACAGUACACUACCACUGUAUGCAAUUGUUGCACAGAUGGGAAGCUCAUUCAACAGGGCAAUUUUUGAGGAACACAUACAAGAGAAGCUUACUGGAUGGGCUCAAAAGGCAAAGAGGAACUACAAGGGGCAGAGAAAAGCAAUGGGUGGGGCUGGCUCAAGCCAAGUGGGCAACAAAGAGUCUCCUUCCCCAGCUGCACCACAAGCCAAAGGCCUAGAAAUUGAAACUACUAGUGUCUCAAAUGAUUAGAAAUGAGCAUCCCCUGUAUCAACAUCCAGACAUGAUUCUUACAGAGUAAAUCAUACUUGUCAUAAUACGGAUAGCACCACACAAUAUGUUCGUUGUCUAUAAUUGUUCAUCAUACAAUUUUCUCCACUGCCUAAAUGCACCAGGCUCGAUUCACAGUCUAA
This is a messenger RNA of Sesamum indicum (sesame), 1781 nucleotides long. Its product is annotated as MLO-like protein 1. Gene Ontology annotation, cellular component: membrane. Lineage: Eukaryota; Viridiplantae; Streptophyta; Magnoliopsida; Lamiales; Pedaliaceae. The record is from RefSeq and is a predicted model, not a curated record. Gene Ontology annotation, biological process: defense response.